CAUGGACUACGAAUCCAUGUUGAAAAACUACGACUCCCAUAAUGCACUUGUUGACAGUAACCGGAAGUACUGUAUACGGAGUCCACGCGCUGUUGUGUUUGAAAAUCAUGCGCUUGGAGCAGACUGGGCCUUGCUGCUGUCAUGUACCCGACGCCCCUGUACGCUCCGGCAGGCCACGGUGCUUUCACAGACGUGUACGAACCGGCCGAUGACUCGUUCCUGCUGAUGGACGCUCUGGAGAAAGAUGCCGAGCAGCUGAAGGGAAGCAGGCCGUCUGUGUGUCUGGAGGUGGGCUGCGGGUCUGGAGUCGUCUCGGCUUUCCUCGCGUCUGUGCUCGGGCCUGAAGCGCUGUAUCUCUGCACUGAUGUGAAUCCAGCGGCUGCGCAGUGCACACUGCAGACGGCUCGGUGCAAUCACCUGCAGCUGCAGCCAGUCAUCACCGACCUGGUUCAGUGUCUUCUGCCGAGGUUAAAUGGAAAAGUGGACGUGCUUGUUUUCAAUCCGCCGUACGUCGUCACUCCAUCAGACGAGGUGGGCAGUCGCGGGAUCGAGGCCUCAUGGGCCGGCGGGAUCCGCGGUCGAGAGGUGAUGGAUCGAGUCUUUCCCGUGAUUCCUCAGCUGCUGUCAGAUCACGGCCUGUUUUACCUGGUGACCGUGUCAGAGAACGACCCAGAAGAGAUCGUGGAUGUGUUGAGUAAAUCAGGACUGAACGGAGAGCUGUGUUUGACUCGUCAGGCUGGACACGAGAGACUCUCUAUACUGCGCUUCACUAAAUCCUGACAGUUGUUACACAAACCCAGCUGAAGUCUGCUGGAGCUCAACAACUGGGUCACUAGAAGCUAGUUAGUGAGCAGCACGUGUUCACUAGCGAGGGCUAAACGCUCUUACUGACCCGCACUGAGAUCCAGAGCGCAUGCCACUGUCGUCAGUCACUAUAUUAAACAUGAUUUUUUCAUAAAAUGUCAAUUUUAUACAAAC
Sinocyclocheilus rhinocerous is the source of this 978-nucleotide messenger RNA. RefSeq names its product hemK methyltransferase family member 2-like. Gene Ontology annotation, biological process: methylation. Bases 142 to 780 code for a protein of 212 amino acids. Gene Ontology annotation, molecular function: S-adenosylmethionine-dependent methyltransferase activity; protein methyltransferase activity; nucleic acid binding. The record is from RefSeq and is a predicted model, not a curated record. Gene Ontology annotation, cellular component: eRF1 methyltransferase complex. The transcript is spliced from 7 exons. Lineage: Eukaryota; Metazoa; Chordata; Actinopteri; Cypriniformes; Cyprinidae.